Phragmites australis (common reed) is the source of this 1104-nucleotide messenger RNA. Its product is annotated as histone H3.2. Gene Ontology annotation, molecular function: structural constituent of chromatin; DNA binding; protein heterodimerization activity. The transcript has a single exon. The coding region runs from base 483 to 893 and encodes 136 amino acids. NCBI's taxonomy places the organism in Eukaryota, Viridiplantae, Streptophyta, Magnoliopsida, Poales, Poaceae. Gene Ontology annotation, cellular component: nucleosome. The record is from RefSeq and is a predicted model, not a curated record.
ACAAAUCGCCCAUUCGACUGGGCUGACGGUAAAAUUGGCCUAGAUGCAAGCGCGUCGGUUGACGGUCCAGCACAGUGCACAGGCUUCGAUUCAGCCAAUCACAACGCAGGAAUCCCCUCCCCACGGAUUGCCCCCUCGAUCCGCGUGACACCUUCCACUCUCCCAACCCCAGCCAGUCAGAACGCACGAACCUCCUUCCCACGGAUCGCCGCCCCCACCCCCACAAUCCGCGUGCUCACCGCCAAAAACCAAUCUCAACCGCCCAUCCCACUCCAAUCCAACGCCCCAAACCCCAUUUCCCUCCACGAAACCUCGCUCCCCGCCCCCAAAAUUUCCCAAUCUCCCGCCCGCCCCUCACCUAUUUAAUCAAUCCGCCGCUCCGCUUCUCAUCUCACACAGCAAUUGCCCAAUCUCCCGAGCAAUCACUCCAAGCCACUAGCAAAAGCAAAACCCUUAGCCUUCCUCUCCUCCCCACUCCCCCGAUGGCCCGCACGAAGCAGACGGCGAGGAAGUCCACCGGAGGCAAGGCUCCGAGGAAGCAGCUGGCGACUAAGGCGGCGCGCAAGUCGGCCCCGGCCACCGGUGGCGUGAAGAAGCCACACCGCUUCCGGCCCGGCACCGUCGCCCUCCGCGAGAUCCGCAAGUACCAGAAGAGCACUGAGCUGCUGAUCCGCAAGCUGCCGUUCCAGAGGCUGGUGCGGGAGAUCGCGCAGGACUUCAAGACCGACCUCCGCUUCCAAAGCUCCGCCGUCGCCGCGCUGCAGGAGGCCGCGGAGGCGUACCUCGUCGGGCUCUUCGAGGACACUAACCUCUGUGCCAUCCACGCUAAGCGCGUUACCAUCAUGCCCAAGGACAUCCAGCUCGCCCGCCGCAUCCGUGGUGAGAGGGCCUAGGCUUCGUCGCCAUAGAAGUGGAAGUAGUAGUUCCCGUCGAUGUCAGAUCAGGAGAUGUAUGCAUGUCCUUGGUUGUGUUGGUCUAAUGAGGUUAAAGGCGUAGUUGGUAGUUUGCUGCUGUAAUUUACCCCAUCUUAUCUGCUACAUGUACCUCGGUGUUGCAAUGGAAGUAUGAAAUGUCAAUGAACACCCCACUUAUCAGUUCUCGCAA